AUGGCAUCAUUAAAUAAACUUCAGCAAGAUAAAGGCUGUCUUACUGAAGUUUUGCAUAGUUUUGGAUGGGUGUGCCAAGUUAUUAAAAGUAUUAUUAAUCAGGAUCUUAAAAAUUAUUUGCUAAUGAAAUUAAAAAAACGAUGGUUAGCCUGGAAGCAACCGUUGUUACUUUUGUCUUUUUUAUUACAUCUGAGUUAUCAUAAUACACAAUUUAACCAAAAUAUUGAUGGUCUUUCUUUUAUGCAUAUAGGAGAAUGGAUUGUACAUUAUUAUAAAUCUUGGUUUGGUAAACCUCCAUGUUCUAUUUUGCAUGAAUUGCAAUAUUAUGAAAGUGAAGAAUACCCAUUUGAUAAAGAAACUUUUGACCAAUAUGUAGAACAGUUAUUCUCUGCAAUAGGAUGGUAUCACUUAGAUCAUCGUAAUCGACUUCAGUAUAAAAAAGUCCUUGCUAUGAGCCAAAUAAGAUCAGAGCUUUUAUAUUUACAAAAUAUUGUGACGAUUGAUAAGUCAUUAAAAACAUAUAAACAAAAUAUUGCUAUUCCAUUUGAACAAAUAAGCCCUGAUAAUGACAACGAAGAGGAAUUUAUAUUAUCAGAUGAAAACACUGAUAAUAAUAAUAUUGAUACAGGAGAUACUAGGGAUAACGAUCAUAUAGAAACAGUUAAUUCAAGUUCAGAUGAAUCAGAAAGUUUAACCGACUUGUAUGAAGAAGAAGAUGAAGUAAUGCACCAAGAUUUUUUAAUUCAUUCUGCAGAUAAUUUGGAAGCAAAAUGGAAAUUGUCAGAUAUUUUUGCAGAUUCGUUAGUACAACCUGAUUCUAUCUAUUUGCUUUUGGGUGAUUAG
Cetraspora pellucida is the source of this 843-nucleotide messenger RNA. The record is from the annotation of a GenBank genome assembly. Lineage: Eukaryota; Fungi; Glomeromycota; Glomeromycetes; Diversisporales; Gigasporaceae.